AUGUCUUUUUUACGGUUUGCCCUAUCAUUUCAGUCUAGGAAGGAGAUACCCUUGGGAGAUUUGCUAGAAUUAUUCUACGGUGACUGGGGCACUAAAUUUUAUAAAGAGGGGACUCUAAUAUUCGUCUUCGGUAGGAGCUUAUCGAUGGACGGGGUGAAGGGCAUCUUAUAUAGAAAGUCUCGGUUGUUGCUCUUCGGGUAA
Molecule: messenger RNA, 201 nt
Organism: Penicillium verrucosum
Lineage: Eukaryota; Fungi; Ascomycota; Eurotiomycetes; Eurotiales; Aspergillaceae
Exons: 3
Coding region: 1-201 (66 amino acids)
Source: RefSeq, a predicted model, not a curated record